AAAUUCUUGACAUUUCACGAAGAUUCACGAUUAAAUUACAAUGCACAUUCAAUGACCAAAUGCAAUUCGAGUUUUAGCCUAAGGUCAGAAAUAGAUUCUAAAUAUACCCUCUCUAACUUGUUUAUGAGUAAAAAGAAGACUUUAUUCCCAUCACUGAGCUCUAUAUUUCACCUGAAUGAGGAUGCUAAACCGCCAGCCAAUAUAGUUACUAAUAAACCAAUUAACGACUUAAAUCCUAAAGUUUUGUCAUUAGAAAUAUCGCCUCGUGUCUUAAAAGAAAAAGGAAAGUCUAGCUGGACCAAAAAUUAUAGAAAUCAAUGGUUAGCCGAAGAAUACGCUACUAUGCAAAAGCGUAAUAUUGAAUUAAAAGUUGAAAAUGCCAAGAGAGCGAAUAUGUACAACACGCAAAAAACAAACGUCAAACCAGCAACGAUUAAAUUAGGAGUUAGUGGAUACAAUGAGUCGUUGCAAGCCUAUGAAAAUGCACCAGUAGUAACAAAACAGAAUUACCAAAACUGUAAGAAUAUGAAAAAAUGCAAAAUACAAAUGGCCAAAUUAUAUGAAAUAGAACCAUCCGAUAUGAUAUAUUCUAAUGUGAGCGAUAGUCAGCUCAAAACAAAGGAAAAAAUCUCAGGCAUAUUGAUCAAUGAAUCAAGAAAUGAUCAAAAUACGAUUGGGAAUGAUAAGAAUUAUUAUGAAUCGAUAUUAAGUUCCCUCGACAAUAUUUUAAAUCAAGAAAUUACCGACGAUAUAAAUUCAGGAAAUCGGCUUAGCCAGGAUAACGAUAAAGAUUACAAAUAUAUUUAUUUAAAGAAUGAUGGGAAAACGAUAGAUGUGUGCAAUAAUAACCUUCUUUCAAACUCCGAAACAAUCCUAAAAAGCUGUUUAGACGACUCCUUCACGACUAAUAAUGUAAGAAUAUCAGAUGGGCCGACGUUUUAUAAAGUAGACGAUAUUUCAUUGAGAGAUACAAACUCUGAAAGGUCAAAUAUAAAGGAUAAAAAGAAGGUGCAACUGAUGACAAUCGAUGAGUUAAACACUUCAAAAAUAAGUUUAGCAUCGAAUCAAAAUCUGGAGGACCAGAAUUUCGAUACGGAUUCUUGUUUCGAGGGGAACGACAAUAACCUAGACGAUAUAAUUAAAAACAGACCAAUUAAUCUCACUCGAUCCCCCAAAAUUAAUAAAGGUAUCACAAGAAACAAAACCAUAACGAAUAAUACCAAUGUGACAAAUUUUCGCCGAUUUUCUUCCUACGGCGAAAAACAGAAUCCUAUGUAUUCAUCAUUCAAAGGGCGAGAUAAUAUACAAUUCACAGUGGACUCGAUUUCCGAUAUCAUUCCUCCUUCGUUAAAAGGUAAACAUUCUAAACAUUGUUCAGGGACUCGCAAACUGAUGGCCACUGCCAAAAUGCGUUAUUCUCAAGAAGAUUUAAACCUCGACGUCAAUUUUUUGUCAGAGGAUCACGCUGACGAGGGUAGAACAAGUUUCAGAGAUGAGCCAUUUUCCGACGAUUUAACAAUUGUCGGUAAUAUGACGCUUCGCCGAAAAAAUAUUCUGAAUCGUUUUGCAAAAUUGGCGACCAUAUCAGAGCUUGCGAACUCGGAAAAUAAUUCUACGAUUUUAUUUAAUGGCAAUGACGAUAUUCUAGACAACCGCAAGGAAAAGAUCAAACGACACGGGACGCACAAAACAGACAAAAAAGAACCAGUGGACGCUUACUGCCACGAUGUUGAUGUUACGGUAGAUCGUGGUAAAGAAUUUGACUCCGAAGAGGCCAUUCUACCCAAUGAGGCAAACAAAGUUGGAGACAACAAACCAAAGGCUUGUUAUUAUUUCCCUAAAAUCGAUGUCGCGAGCAACAAAUACUCCAAUCAAGCUAUCAAAGGUCCGACGGAAACUUUCCUCGAUGAUCAAUUUUGCCUUCUUUCGCCACAAAUUGAUUCCCCUUUAAAUAUAACAAAAGAGCAUGGCUAUUGUUCACCAACCCUCAAAUCUGAAUCUAACAUCAAUGAAUUAUAUUCGAAAAAUUUUAUGAGAGUGAACCAGAAAAAUAAUCUGCCCUACUCUCUCAAAAAAGGUGACGCAAAAAAAAGCGCGAAUAAAUACGGUAAAUACCAACGGAACUUUGAUAAAGGGAAAAAUGAUCCCGUAUCCCGUGCACAGGAAAAUAUGUUAUUACCUCAACAAUCAAGUGAGGAAUCCCAAGAUAUAAAAUAUUCCGGCAAAUAUCUAUACGAAAAACAAAGUAGAGGUACAACAUUAUCCUCUGAAGAAUCCUCUGUCACUUCAUUGCCACCUUCUAGGAGUGAUAGUGGUUAUUGCUCGUGGGACAAUGGACUACCGCCUAUGAUUAACGGUCAUUUAGUCAUGAAUUUAGAAAAUAAUUGUAAUGAUUCCAACCCAAACUUUAAGCAUAAAACGAUUCCACCUCAUCGCCUGGAUGAUAAUAAUUCUACCGAGAUAAAGAGCAAAAAUAUCAAUAAACAACACCGAAAAUUGAAUCAAUGGUCUAAUGUUUCUAUAAAUAAUCUGGUAGGCACUCAAGAUCCCAUCAACAUAGCUAAUCAUAAAUGUCUCGAUAUUGAUUGUAAUAUAAAUUCUAUAACGAGACUAGAAUUCUUGGAACCAGAAUCUUUAAAAUGCCCGAUCUCUGAAAUUGACAGUUAUGAGGAAUACAGCGAGAGUGAAGAUGGGUAUUGCGAGGAUAACUCUGUUAUCAACUAUUAUCUACCUCUCAAACCGGAGUUAUGCUCUAAUAUUAGAAAGGACCCCACGCUUCGUCAUGGUUAUUUUGCAAGAUUACUACCCCCAAAACUGGACGCUUUUCAACUUUCUACCCCCAGCGAUCGUAUAAAUAACAACUUACAAAUAUAUAAUUCUCAAAAAUCAUCAUCCCAAUCCCCACCCUGUAGAAAUAAUGCUUUGAAGGCGAAUCAACUUAUUCGUCAAAAAUCUCAGGAAGAGAAAGAAUAUUAUGAAUUAUGUAGGGAUAUGAAAAGUUUAGGUUUGGCCAACCCUAAUUUAAGAAAUAUUUUGAACCAAGAAGUUAACGAAGAGGUGAUAAAGCAAAUGUACCUUAUAUUUGCAUCGGCGAAGGCAAAAUCCGAUAUGAUAUCAUCAUCGAUAUUUAGUCAAGGCGAUACAAUCUCAAAUCCCAAAGUGUCUGCAAUAGAUGAUACCGAUUCUAUGCCGAAUAAUGACUCAAAAAAUAUUCUAUAUCAGGCCAAAUUUUUAGAUGGUGUUCAGAACAAAUUAAAGGCCUUGAAAAUGAUGAAAAGUGAUCUCGAGGAGGAAGUCUCAAACAAUAAUCUUACAUGGCAACAAAUGAAAGCUAUUAUCAGCAAACUAGUGAAAUCUCAAGAAAUGGAGAAAGUUUACCAUUAUUUUGACGAUUCUGAAAAGAUAAUCUGUUUAUUGCUGAGUUUGUCGAUACGUAUUUUUAAAAAUAACCAAUUGUUAAACAGCUGUAUAGAUACCAAAAUGAUGGAUAAUGACAAGGAAAUAUAUGAAAAUCGGAAAUCUAAACUGGAGAUGCAAUACAAAGAUGCCAUGAAUUUGAAGUUAUCUAUAGAUAAACGCCUCCAACUUGUCGAUACUUUAUUCUCAAAAUAUAUCUCGGAAUCUGAUUGCACGAAAUUUCAGGAAUACUGCGAAUCUCGAAUAAAAUUGAUCAUAGAUCAAAGGUUUAUUAUCGAGAAGAUCAAAAUCGGCGAGGAACAAUUGUCAGCUUUGCAAAAUCAAGAAAAUUUUUGAAAAACAUACGUUUAACACAAUUGUUACCGGAAGUUGUGAUAAAUUAUUGGACUGAUAAUAAUAACUCUUUCAUCUAGUAUUAACUAAA
Molecule: messenger RNA, 3841 nt
Organism: Gordionus sp. m RMFG-2023
Lineage: Eukaryota; Metazoa; Nematomorpha; Gordioida; Chordodea; Parachordodidae
Exons: 10
Coding region: 52-3753 (1233 amino acids)
Biological process (GO): actin filament organization
Cellular component (GO): cortical actin cytoskeleton; apical plasma membrane; apical junction complex
Molecular function (GO): actin filament binding
Source: RefSeq, a predicted model, not a curated record